Messenger RNA from Brettanomyces bruxellensis, 1551 nucleotides. RefSeq lists its product as uncharacterized. NCBI's taxonomy places the organism in Eukaryota, Fungi, Ascomycota, Pichiomycetes, Pichiales, Pichiaceae. Gene Ontology annotation, cellular component: extracellular region; cell surface. Gene Ontology annotation, biological process: glucan catabolic process. The transcript has a single exon. The record is from RefSeq and is a predicted model, not a curated record. Gene Ontology annotation, molecular function: glucan exo-1,3-beta-glucosidase activity. Bases 1 to 1551 code for a protein of 516 amino acids.
AUGCUUUCGCUCCAUCUGAUCAUUCUUUCGCUGGUAACUUUAGCUUUUGGCAAGACGGACAAUCGGUAUUAUCCAUGUGCGUCGAAUGAUAUAGAAUUUUCACCAGAGGUGAAAUCAUAUUGGGAGAAAGAAGACUCUGGUAAAAAUAUUAAACUACAAAAAAGAAGCAACAAUACCGUGUUUGAAUAUGAUAAUGAAAAAGUGUACGGGGUUAAUCUUGGAGGAUGGUUAGUUACGGAGCCAUACAUUACCCCAAGCCUCUAUGAGAAUGCAUUAAGUGAUGGAGAAACAGAUGAUGAUAUUCCUGUCGACGAGUACCAUUAUUGCAAAAAAUUGGGAACCAAAGAGUGUGAAUCGAGAUUGCAAGAUCAUUGGGCAACAUUUGUUAAUGAAACAGAUUUCAAGCAAAUCAAGAAUUGGGGAUUUAACACAGUUCGUCUUCCAAUCGGCUACUGGGCAUUUGCUCAUAGAAAGCAGGAUCCGUUUUGCUUCGGGCAGGAGGAAUACCUGCAGAAGACAAUUGAAUGGUGUCGUAAGUAUGGCUUACAUGUCUGGGUGGAUCUUCAUGGAAUGCCUGGCUCUCAAAAUGGAUUCGAUAACUCCGGUUUAAGGGGGGAUGCCAACUGGUUGAAUGUCACCAGUAAUUUCGAGCUUGGAAAUGAGGUCUUGUAUUACAUUCAAGAUAGAUAUGGAAAAGAGGAAUUCAAUGAUGUCAUUUCUGGAAUCGAAAACGUGAACGAGCCCAUUGGUCCCAAGAUUAGUAUGCGUAAGUUAAAGAAAUUUGAUAAGAAUUCAUAUUCCCAGCAGAGAGCGACAGGAAGCGAUAACUAUUUCAUAUAUCAUGAUGCAUUCAUGAGCACAGGAUACUGGGACGAUAUCUUUGAAAAUGGAGCAUCCAUAACUGGCCAUACCAACUUCACAUACAACAAUUACACCUCUUCUCCAUCCUUUAAGAAUCUUACCGACAACCAGAAAUCAACAUAUUAUAACGGCACAAUCUAUAACUCAGUGCUAGAUCAUCACAGGUACGAAGUUUUCAGUGUAGGAUCAUUAAGUUUGAAUCUUACUGGUCACAUCUCAAGCUUGGAGUCAUUUACCUCUGGCGUUAUGAACGAAAGUGCACCGGUCAAAAUUAUUGGAGAGUGGGCAGCAGCUUUGACUGACUGUGCAAAGUGGUUGAACGGUGUUGGAACGGAAUCCAGGUACGAAGGAAAGUUUUCAUCAGAUACGGUGAUUGGAAAAUGUACAUACAGUAAUGAUUAUUCGAAGAUGUCAACACAGAACAAGACCGACACGAGAAAAUUGGUCGAAGCACAAUUAGACCUCUUCAACAAGACGAACGGAUUUAUAUUCUGGUGUUACAAAACCGAAAACGCGAUAGAAUUUGAUCUCUCAAAGUUGAUAGAACACGAUCUCUUCCCACAGCCUUUAAGCGAAAGAAAAUACCCAAACGUGCUCAAGAGUUCGGCCAGUGUAAUUACAAUCAGGAUGGGUAAAUUAUUAACAUUAGAAGUUGCUCUAGGUGCAUUAGUGGUCCUUUUAACAAUGUGA